Messenger RNA from Anisakis simplex (herring worm), 294 nucleotides. Lineage: Eukaryota; Metazoa; Nematoda; Chromadorea; Rhabditida; Anisakidae. The record is from the annotation of a GenBank genome assembly.
AAUUAUACGGGCUCGGUUUAUGCAGCUGAGCGUUUCUCACAAUGUCAUGUGCUCGUUAAGCAAUCGAGCGAAUUCUCGCUGUUCGUCCCUCGCCCACUCGACGUCAAUCCGUGUAAUGCUAUUGAAAUAAACGAUACUUUAACAGUGGUGAUCGUUAUGUCAAACGAUCGCGUUACGCCGCUGGAUGUAACCACUAAAGACGAUCUCUUCUAUGAUAUUAAAUGCGUAUAUCGAAACCAAGACGAAGAUAUCGAGCAAUCUGUUAACGUGCAUUCUGGACUUGUUAUAAGGUAA